GUUGAAGUUCAUGAGUUCGCCCAGCCUCAGUGACUUGGGCAAGAGAGAGCCGGCCGCCUCCGCCGCGGACGAGCGGGGCACGCAGCAGCGCCGGGCCUGCGCCAACGCCACCUGGAACAGCAUCCACAACGGGGUGAUCGCCGUCUUCCAGCGCAAGGGGCUGCCCGACCAGGAGCUCUUCAGUCUCAACGAGGGCGUGCGGCAGCUGCUGAAGACGGAGCUGGGGUCCUUCUUCACCGAGUACCUGCAGAACCAGCUGCUGACGAAAGGCAUGGUGAUUCUUCGGGACAAGAUCCGCUUCUAUGAGGGACAGAAGCUGCUGGACUCACUGGCAGAGACCUGGGACUUCUUCUUCAGCGACGUGCUGCCCACGCUGCAGGCCAUCUUCUACCCCGUGCAGGGCAAGGAGCCGUCCGUGCGCCAGCUGGCCCUGCUGCACUUCCGAAACGCCAUCACCCUGAGUGUGAAGCUGGAGGACGCGCUGGCCCGUGCCCACGCCCGCGUACCGCCCGCCAUCGUCCAGAUGCUGCUGGUGCUGCAGGGCGUGCACGAAGCCCGGGGUACGUCUGAAGACUACCUGCGCCUGGAGACGCUAGUCCAAAAGGUGGUGUCGCCGUACCUCGGCACCUACGGCCUCUACUCCAGCGAGGGCCCCUUCGUCCACUCCUGCAUCCUGGAGAAGCGCCUCCUGCGCCGCUCCCGCUCGGGGGACGUCCUGGCCAAGAACCCCGUGGUGCGGUCGAAGAGCUACAACACGCCGCUGCUGAACCCCGUGGCCGAGCACGAGGCGGAGGGCGUGGCAGCUGGCGGCACGAGCAUCCGCAGGCACUCGGUGUCCGAGAUGACGUCCUGCCCCGAGCCCCAGGGCUUCACCGACGUACCCGACCAGGGCCCCACGACACCCCACUCGGGGCCCUGCCCCAGCAGACUGUCCCCCCUGGCCCAGCCCUCAAAGCCCGGCCCGGCCCUCAGCACCGCGCCCACCCCGAGCCCCGAGACCCUGGUGGACCAGACCCUGGAGUCGGCAGACUCGGAUUCCGAAGGCAUCUUCAUUGACUUUGGCCGGGGUGGCAGCUCUGGGGUGUCCGACUUCGAGAGGACCGGGGGCCGGCAGAGCGUGGUGUGAGCGGCGGGGCCUUUUCCUGGCUCUGUGAGUGCAAGUCCCUGCAGCGCGCGUGUGUGUGUGUGUGUGUGUGUGUGUGUGUGUGUGUGUGUGCAAGAAUUUUCUACAGUCCCCAACCUGCCAGCCUCCCGGCAACCUCAUCACUGCCUCGGUCACUUUAUACUCGCUGGUCCUGUCCAGUGAAAGAGCUGUCCCCUUGGUGUCACCAGGAACCCAGCGAGCAUCCGACACGGGGUCGCUGCGCCCCUGCCUGCCACACUGGCAGUGUCCACGACUGUCACGGAGACUGAAAGAGUGCCGCCUGCCUGCACGGUGCGGCUCGGCUCGAGGCAGGGCCCCGCGUCCUCGUCCCCACAGGCCUCCUUGGCCCACAGCCUGCCCUCCCUCUGACUGAGGUGGCCCCGGGGACAGGAGGGGAAUAAAAUGUCUGCCCACUCUG
Messenger RNA from Chinchilla lanigera (long-tailed chinchilla), 1562 nucleotides. It is a transcript of the gene Prr5, whose product is annotated as proline rich 5 (renal). Lineage: Eukaryota; Metazoa; Chordata; Mammalia; Rodentia; Chinchillidae. The record is from RefSeq and is a predicted model, not a curated record. Gene Ontology annotation, cellular component: TORC2 complex. Gene Ontology annotation, biological process: TORC2 signaling.